AAAACCGAAAGCACAAUUGAAUCAUGUUGUAACAUUGUAGAGAAUGACGUUCUUAGAGAGGAUGAACCUCAGGAGGGAAGAACGGAGCAAAGCAUUUUUACCGAUUGUCGAGAAUAUUUAGCUAAUUAUCAGGAAUCAUACGAUACGCCACGUACUGAAUAUUCAUUUGCUGCCUUAAUUAUAGUAAUGGUUCAGGCUACCGCACGAUCUCUGUGGGCUUUGAUACACGUAAUCAUUAAUGUCGUCCCCAUUAUCCAAAUGUUUCCCUUCAUCUUAAGAUUUGUGUUAGACAAAGUGAUGAGCAUACGCAGAACCAAGGAUCUUCAACAGAAAAUGGUGAAAUUCGCGAUACUGGCUGUGCAAUUGCUCAGCGUAUACAUUUGCCUUAUAUCUAUAUUCGAUUUCAUCGUUUUUCCAAUUGUACAAAUGGCAGUAGGUAUCGCGGUUAAAUUUGUAACACGCGAUUAAAUUGCAA
Linepithema humile (Argentine ant) is the source of this 475-nucleotide messenger RNA. RefSeq lists its product as uncharacterized. NCBI's taxonomy places the organism in Eukaryota, Metazoa, Arthropoda, Insecta, Hymenoptera, Formicidae. The record is from RefSeq and is a predicted model, not a curated record.